GAAACUAACCGCAGAGAGGGAGUAAGGUCAUUGGCUUUGUUGAAAUCGUUGUCCUCUCUAGCCCUGAGUAUUUGAAAAACAAGGGCAAGCUAAAAACACGUCGCAGCACUCCGCUGGGAAAUGAGCUGAGUUUCCUUCCAGCGACAAUAUUGGGAUUCAAUCAUUUUAAACUUUCUGUGUGUAACUUUCUUUGCUCCUUAAUGAAUUUUUGCUGCUUAAUUACCAAUCUCUUCCUUCAACUUUCUAAGGCUUGGUUUUAACCUUUUCAUCCCUUUGCCUUUCAAAAAAAAAAGAAAGUACUACUUUUCAUCCCGGGUUGUGUCCACCUAUGUUGGUUCGAGGAUGUGAGUUUUGCCCUGGGGAGAAUGGUGUGGCUGGGGAGAAUGGUGUGGCCUUUUACUGGGGUUGGGAGAUGGUGCUGCUGGUCCUGGAUCUAAUGGUGCGGCUGCAACUGGGAUGGGUAACACGUGGCAAUUUGAGUGCGUAGAAACUGGGUUUGUUGGUGGUGAUUGUUUUGUCGGCCUGAUCCUGUUAUUUCCUUAUAAUUUUUUUUUUUACAUUGAAUAAGGAAUUAUACUAUAAAAAAUAAUUUUUUUU
Molecule: messenger RNA, 597 nt
Organism: Rubroshorea leprosula
Lineage: Eukaryota; Viridiplantae; Streptophyta; Magnoliopsida; Malvales; Dipterocarpaceae
Source: the annotation of a GenBank genome assembly